AGUAAAAUUUUGUAAAUUUAUCUAAUUUAGUUUGUUUAUUUACAAAAGUUCAUAUGUUUAAUUGUGAAAACUAAAGAAUUAAAUAAAAUAUACUAGGAUAUGUAAAAUAUAAUAAAUUUAAGCCAUGUGUCCAAAGAACGGGUGUGGUUAAAAAGAAAAUAUUUAAGAAAUAUAGAACAAAACAUGAAACAAAAAAUUAGAUUAAUAUUCAAAACAUAUAAAGCGAAUGGAGCAUACUAAAUCUUUUUCCUACAAAAACAUAAUUUGGUUCAGUAAGUUGGUGUGUUCAAAAUAUAUUUAUUUAGGGUGAAGUAAGAAAAAGUGAUAGGAAGUUGAGGAGUUUUGUGUAAAGAAUGUAACACAAUCGUUGGUAACGAAAUGUCCCGGCUAGCUGAUUACUUUGUUGUUGUUGGCUAUGAUAAUGACAAAGAAAGAACGAAUGAUGAAAGUACACAAAUUUCAUGCGGCAAAAUUGUUCAAAGAUUUCCUGAAAAUGACUGGGCAGAUACUUCAUUCAUUGAGGGCAUUGAAUGGUUUUGUCAACCACUCGGUUGGAAUUUGUCUUACGAAAAACAAGAACCGAAAUUUUUCACUUCUGUUCUUACUGAUAUUGAUGCUAAUAAGCACUACUGUGCCUGUCUCAGUUUUCACGAAACAUUGGCUAUUACAUUAAAUAAAAUUGUAGACGAAGAAGAUGAAACUGUAUUACCUUCAAAAUUCCAAACCGGCUGUGCUUCAUCAUCUACGAUUACAAAUAAUAUAAGUAUAUCGCAUCACAGCGUCAUGUACGCACCAAAGUGUUUGGUUCUUAUAUCGCGGUUAGACUGUGCAGAAACAUUUAAGAACUGCCUAGGUACCAUAUAUACGGUUUAUGUUGAAAACUUACCCUACGCUUUAGAAACACUAAUUGGCAAUAUAUUGGGAUGCAUUCAAGUUCCUUCACCAGGCGGUCCCCAAGUCAGGUUUUCCAUUGGUGCUGGUGAUAAACAAUCAUUGCAAAUUCCACAGUCUCCUUCAUUACCUGUUACGGGUACAGCAGUAUAUUUUGUUUUUAAGCAAUUAGGUAUUAAAAAUGUUCUUAUUUUGCUAUGUGCUGUUAUGACGGAGAACAAAGUACUAUUCCAUUCUAAAAGUUAUUCACAUUUAACUGAAAGUUGCAAAGCAUUAGUUGCUCUAAUGUACCCAUUUAGAUAUACCCAUGUGUACAUUCCAAUACUUCCUGCGCCUCUAACAGAAGUGCUUUCAACGCCAACACCUUUUAUAAUGGGUAUACACAGUUCACUGCAAAGUGAAAUAAGCGAUUUACUGGACGUGAUUGUUGUUGAUUUAGAUGGAGGUUUGGUUACUAUUCCUGAAUCCUUAUCACCACCGGUUCCCAUAUUGCCAUCACCGCUAUGGGAAAAUACUCAAGAGUUAUUAACGAUGAUUUUAUUUCCUAAUUUAUCGCAAGCUGACUUGGCAUUUCCUUCAUUAGAAAAGCCAACAAACUAUCCGAAAUCAGAAGCACUUAUUGAUAAAGAAUUGAGAGCUAUUUUCAUGCGCUUAUUUUCACAAUUAUUGCAAGGUUAUCGGUCAUGUUUGACGCUUAUACGAAUACAUCCCAAGCCUGUUAUAACUUUUCAUAAAGCUGGCUUCCUUGGAGCGCGUGACUUAAUAGAGAGCGAAUUUCUUUAUCGUGUGCUUGAUAGUAUGUUCUUUACUACUUUUGUUAAUGAGCGUGGACCACCUUGGCGACCCUCAGAUGCAUGGGAUGAGCUAUAUAGUUCAAUGAAUGAAGUUUUAAAGUCUGAAGCCAAUAAUAAAAAUCUAAUUGCGCAACAUAUACAGGAUUUAGGUAAAAUUUUAUUUGAAAACGAAUGCCCCAAUCCGGUAACUUAUGCACAAAAAGUAUUACGUCCACCUGAUGGUUCCUUUCAUCGCAUUCAUCAACCAGCAUUUCCGCGGAUAAAUUCAGAAAAAGUUAAUGUUAUAAUUAAUGAAGGAAUCAAAAAAAAUUGCAUUUCUCAACGUUUUAUUGCUGUAAGAAACCAAAAUCGUAUCAUUCCAAUGGGGCCACGAUUGCCUGAAGUGCUUGAUGUUAGGCCAAACUUAUUAAAUUCAGCUAGACGACUAGAGGUUUUAAAAACUUGUGUGUCAUACAUAUUUGAAAAUAAAAUUGCAGAUGCUCGCAAAUUGGUACCGGCUGUAAUGCGAACGUUAAAACACCGCGAUGCCAGGUUAAUACUUUGUCGGGAAUUGUUUGGUUAUGUAAAUGGAAAUAAAGCCGUUCUAGAUCAUCAGCAAUUUGAUUUGAUUAUAAAAUUUAUGAACAAAACUUUACAAAAUUCAACGGGAAUUGAUGAGUACACAGUAGCUGCUGCUUUACUUCCUAUGUCAACCAUAUUCUGUAGAAAACUAUCUACAGUUUAUCAAUUCGCUUACACAUGCAUUCAAGAUCAUCCGAUUUGGAAAAAUCUGCAGUUCUGGGAAUCAACAUUUUAUCAAGACGUUCAAACACAAAUAAAAUCUUUAUAUAUGCUACAUACCCGUAAAAGCGAACACAAUAAAGAGUCUAAUUGUGUGUUGGAUGAUGUGCCAUUAGAAGAACCAACAGCUUUGGAAAUAACAGCGGAACAAAUGCGAAAAAGCCCUUCUAUUGAAGAAGAAAAUAAAAAGGAAUUUGCGCAAUCUGAGGAAUCUACAUUAUACAGCCAGGCGAUUCAUUAUGCAAAUCGAAUGGUUUCACUACUAAUACCACCGGAUGUUAAUGCAGUUGGUCAGAAACCGAAAACAUCAUUUCGUCUUGAUGAUAACCAUAGUGUUUCGAAUAGCAUAAUGGGUUCUCAUAGUUUAAGUGAACAUUCUGAUGAAGGUUUCGAAGAAAAUGAUGCAUUGGAAGUUGGGGGAACAGUUGGCAAGAUUAUUUCACGAUUUAUAGAUCGCGUCUGCACAGAGGGUGGCGUUACAUCUGAACAUAUAAGAAAUUUACAUGAUAUGGUGCCUGGAGUUGUACAUAUGCAUAUAGAAUCAUUAGAAUCAGUUUAUUUAGAAUCUAAACGGCAUCCUCACGUACAAAAACCAAAGAUACAAGCACCUUGUUUACUACCAGGAGAAGAAAUUGUUACAGAACAUUUGCGUUGUUACCUAAUGCCCGAUGGUAGAGAAGAUGAUGUGCAGUGUUUAAUACCAGCUGAGGGUGCAAUAUUUUUAACUAAUUAUAGAGUUGUCUUUAAAGGUAGUCCCUGUGAUCCGCUGGCUUGUGAACAAACAAUUAUACGAGCUUUUCCAAUAUCUUCACUACUUAAAGAAAAAAAAAUAUCCGUUCUUUACCUUUCACAUUUGGAUCAAACGCUUCCAGAAGGUUUACAAUUACGUUCCAGUACCUUUCAGCUUCUGAAAAUAGCUUUUGAUACAGAAGUUACACCAGAAAUGAUUGAUGGUUUUCGUAAAACAUUGUGUAAGGCCCGUCACCCUGUUGAUGAGUUUGAACAUUUUGCUUUUCAAUCGUAUGGUACAAUCAUUCAUGGGACGGCACCACUAAAAACUAAAGAAAAAUACUCAACUUUAAAAGGGUUCGCAAAAAAAACAUUAUUGCGCACAGCAAAAAAGGCUGGAUUUAAACAAAAGGGUCAAGCUAAACGCAAGCUCCUUACUUCAAGCUUGGAUUUUGAUACAAUGGGAACAACAGAAACUGUUGAAACACAUUCACUUGAUGAUGAACUAGAAGAAGAUGAGUUUGAAACAAACACUGACUCGUUGCCGCGUUUGUUAACAACAAAAGAUAUAGAACGUAUGAAGGAACGUAAUUAUGUGAAAGACUGGAAACGUUUAGGUUUUGAUGAAUCUCAAAACGGUUUUCGUAUAACUACACUCAAUUCAAAUUAUAGUCUAUGCCGUUCGUAUCCAGCUGUAUUUGUUUCACCGACACAAAUUACUGAUACUGCUUUAAUUCAACUGGGACGUUCUUAUAAAAGCCAAAGAAUACCGACACCAACAUGGAGGCACCGUAAUGGUGCAUUGUUAAUACGAGGAUCAUUGCCACAUAGUAAAUCUGUUAUAGGUAUGUUAAAAAAUUCAACUGGUUCAAAUACUAUGUCUCAUGAUGUUACAAAUUAUCAUGAGCAAGAUAAAUAUUUUAUUGCAUUAAUUGAUACAAUGCCGAAGACUAUCCCACUAACUUUAGCUCAGUAUAAUAUGUCAGGCAUUAAUUUAUCCAUGAGUUCACUUCUUCUGAAUUCAUCCGAAGAGCAUCACUAUUUAAGUCGAAAUGAUACAUCAGUAACACCAGAAGUAAGCAGAAAAUUUAAGUCUACUCUUGGAACCAAUGAUACAAAAGUAAGCAAUUGGGGAGAUUCUUUAAAGCGAAAAGGUGGAACAGUAAAAAAUUGUGCUGCAACUACAUAUCGUAAAAUGCGUUUAUAUGUUUUAGGUGAAAAAUCACAAACAAAGUCUGUAGUUAACGCUGAUCUAUGCGCAGAGUUUAUACCUGUUGAUUAUCCAGAUAUAAGACAUUCACGAAUGGCUUUUAAAAAACUAAUGAGAGCAUGUUUGCCUUCGAGUAUAAUAAACGAAUCUGAUCAAACAUUCGCGAAGAACGUUGAACAAUCUGACUGGUUGCAACAAAUUUCAUCACUUUUACAAUUGUCCGGUGCCGUAGUGGAUUUGAUUGAUUUGCAAGAAUCUAGUGUUAUGUUGUCUUUAGAGGAUGGUUGGGAUAUAACAGCGCAAGUAUCGUCAGUGGCACAACUUUGUUUGGAUCCCUUCUAUAGAACGAUAGAAGGAUUUCGUGUUCUAAUUGAAAAGGAAUGGAUAGCGUUUGGUCACCGUUUUGCGCACAGAAGCAAUUUAAAACCUGCACAUGCAAGCUCAAAUAUAGCGUUUGCACCAACUUUCUUGCAAUUCCUUGAUGUUGUGUUUCAGAUUCAAAAACAGUUUCCGAUGGCAUUUGAAUUUAAUGAAUUUUAUAUACGUUUUCUUGCAUAUCAUACGGUAUCAUGUCGUUUUCGUACAUUUUUAUUCGAUUGCGAAGUGGAACGUUUUGAUUUAGGUAUAGCGUCAGUGGAGGAUAAACGGAGUUCUAUGAGUACUAAACACUUGUUGGGUAAUAGCAAAUGUACUAACGGUUCUGAUGACGAAAAUGGAGGCUACAUAAAUGAAAUACGAAAUAAAUCAACUGUUAAUUUUAAUCGAAUUGGUCAAUCAAUUUUUGACUACAUAGAACGUCAACACGGAAAAUCGCAAAUUUUCUUUAAUUUUAUGUAUUGCACGCAGGAUAGUGUACUACGGCCACAGAACUGUUUGGCUGCGCUUGAUCUUUGGCCUUAUUAUACAAAUGAGGAACUAGCACAAGGUCCGCCAUAUGAUCUUGAGUUGACUAAUGCAGAUGAUGAGAUUGAUUUGUCUGAAUUGAAAGACAAACGCAUUGUCAUAAGUGCUGGCUAUGACAAUAUAGAGAAAAGCGAUCCAAAUACCUUUGUGUUUUUGUUAAGCGAACUAAAACAAGCUGAAACGGAGCGUGGACACUUAUAUCAAAAAUGGCAACAAGUGUGGAAUAAUCUUGAAUUACCACAAACAGAGAAACUUACUCGUAAAUCGUCACUUAGUAGUAUUUUACUUCAAUCUCAUGGCAAACUUCAACAUAAACGAUCAACUUUAGAGAUUAUAAUGAAAGGACGACUAUCAGGAUAUCAAGAUAAAUAUUUCCAUCCGCAUCGAUUCGAAAAACAUCCAUAUACAACUCCAACGAAUUGUAAUCACUGCACAAAAUUAUUAUGGGGACCAGUUGGGUAUCGCUGUAUGGAUUGUGGUAAUUCUUAUCAUGAGAAGUGCACUGAACUGUCAGUAAAAAAUUGCACUAAAUAUAAAGCAGUAGAUGGUGUAGUUGUACCACCUAAUGUAAAUAUAUCACAGGGUGAUACAUCUAGCAUUGCUUCAAGUGCAGCGACAACUGCGCGAACAUCUAGCCAUCAUUUUUAUAAUCAGUUUAGUAGCAACGUUGCAGAGAAUCGAACACAUGAAGGACACUUGUAUAAGCGUGGUGCUUUACUGAAAGGAUGGAAGCAGCGGUGGUUUGUAUUAGACUCAAUCAAACAUCAAUUACGAUAUUAUGAUUCUAUUGAAGACUCGACAUGUAAGGGAUUUAUAGAUUUAGCUGAAGUUCAAUCAGUGUCGGCCGCACAGCCAGCUCAAAUUGGAACAAAACGAAUUGAUGAGAAAGGUUUUUUCGAUUUAAAAACAUGCAAACGAAAUUACAAUUUUUAUGCAGUGAAUGCCAAUUUGGCUCAGGAGUGGAUCGAAAAAAUUCAAGCUUGUCUCCAGUGAGCAACAAAUUUUAUUUAUAUUUUUAAUUUGUAUGUAUGUUGUUAUAACAAAUAUAUUAAGACUAACUUCUUAU
Teleopsis dalmanni is the source of this 6373-nucleotide messenger RNA. RefSeq names its product myotubularin-related protein 13 (gene Sbf). NCBI's taxonomy places the organism in Eukaryota, Metazoa, Arthropoda, Insecta, Diptera, Diopsidae. The coding region runs from base 379 to 6300 and encodes 1973 amino acids. The transcript is spliced from 19 exons. The record is from RefSeq and is a predicted model, not a curated record.